Messenger RNA from Trematosphaeria pertusa, 1130 nucleotides. RefSeq lists its product as uncharacterized. The coding region runs from base 62 to 1024 and encodes 320 amino acids. Lineage: Eukaryota; Fungi; Ascomycota; Dothideomycetes; Pleosporales; Trematosphaeriaceae. The record is from RefSeq and is a predicted model, not a curated record. The transcript is spliced from 3 exons.
AUAUUCUUAUUCCCCUCAGGCUACAACGUUUCCAUUCCCUCGAGACAGCAGCCAUGCAGGAAUGGCGGACCCGCUUUCCAUCGCUGCCAGCGUCAUCACCCUAAUCCAGGUCUCGGCCCAGGUGACCGUCCUACUCAAGCAGUUCCGAGACGAAGUGAGUGCCGUGGACGCGACGCUCAAUGGGCUGCUCCAGGAUGUCGAGGGCUUCCAGCAAGUGCUAGAGUCCAUGAAAGAGACGUUCGAGCAGGAGGACAUCAAGGCGAAUCUGCAGGCUACAGGGCACGUGGGAAAUCAUUGGAAGAAUCUCGCGCGUUCGUUGAGAGACGGGGAGGGGACGCUCCAGCAGGUGCACGGUCUGCUAGAUGCCGUCAACAAGACCACCUCCUUCCUCGACGGGCCACGGAAGCAGCUGCGCUUCAAAGCCGCGGUUGAACAGAUUGCCUGCUAUCGAGAGCAGAUACAGUCGUAUCGGGGCGCACUUCAAUUAUCGCUCAGCACCAUCAUUUUAUGGAACCAAGUUACCUUCCAAAAGUCAACUGAUAGCAUACCGGAGAAGAUCCUGCCGAAUCUAGACAAGCUUUACGACGAAUUCCGAAAUCUCGGCAUAGCACUCAACGCUAAAAUCGAGAAUUUGCAGGCUAUGGUAUCGGAUAGCAACCGCCAGGAGCUGGACUCUAUGAAUAACCUAAGAGAAUGCGUCCGCUCGGCGGCUGACGUCGUCUCUACAGCUUCCACCACUCUUACGGCUGAGACUAGUGAUAAGGCGUCAGUAAAGUUUGGAUCAGACUUCGGUGACAUCUUCCCGAGCGCAACGAACGAAACAGUUGUGAGAUGGAUGCGUGCAAACGUUAUUCAUGAGUACGACGAUGCCGAAGCCCCGCCGCUGCCAUCGGAAUCUAGCCUUGGUGACGCACCCACUGAGUACCAGUCAGACAGCGACUCUGAUAUCGAAAACGAGAUGGUUCGAGCAUUGCUCAGUGAUGGCAAGGCCUUCCACGGGGAAGGCCUGAUAGACAUUCGCUAAUGUACCGCCGCAUUCGCAGAGACGGAAAGACCAGGGAGACCUAAGCGGAGCGGUUCGUCAUUUCAAGAAUUGCCUUUCUAGGAUAAACUCGAACGGCAGCUACACU